AUGGCCACUGAUAGCGCGCGUGAGGCUCGCCGCCGGAAAAUCCUUGAGCGAGGAUCGGACCGCCUUGCCUUCAUCACCGGGCAAGCCCGAUCCCUGCCCCCGUCGGCCAUUGAUUCUCCUGCCACUCCCCCGCCUUCUAAUCGGAGUGUAGGUGGAGACGAAGAAGGGGUCCCGGUUGCCGGUACGCGUCUCAUGUUUUCCCCGUGAACCUUGUCUUUUGCUAAUUCUGCUGGUUCAGGUCUCGCUGUGGCCAUGGAAUUAUUUGUUCGUUUACACUGUAUUGGAUGGCCUCUCAGUGCAGCAUCUUGUCUAGAAACUUUAAAUUUAUAUUUUACGACAAGAAAAUAAUCUUUAAUGCAUGCUCGUAGUUAAUGCGCGCUCCCUUGUCCACCAUUUUGUAAGCUACUUAAAAUUUCCCAGCAUGCGAACAACGGACGUAAAUGGAGGAUACACGUUUGAAAUUUAGAUGUAAAUACAUAAAAAGAUUUAUGAAAAGAUAAUUAUUAUCUCCUUGGAAAAUAUUGGAAACUUUGACAAAUGUCUCUGCACAUGAAUUCCUUUCUACAGAAAAGAGGAGUACGCAGCUGUUAAAGUGAAUUCACGAAAAACUAUUUGCAAAGAGAAUGAACUGAACUUAGAGUUCAUACUUUGCUCAGCUUCUCUGGAUUCGGUAGGCAUUACAUAAUUCCUCAUGCAUGACAAAUUCCGUCAACACCAAAUUAUGUCACAGUUUUUUUUUCACGUCACGUGUUUGCUUCCAAUUGUCGAAAAUAGAAACUUGCAACUUCUACCAACGAAUUUUAGAGAUUGUUAGACGUUCAAGAUAGCAGAGGCGAAAAUCUAUGUUUAGGGAGUUGUCAAGAGCUUUGUACAAAAGAAGAGGCUGAAGAAUCUAUGUUUAAUUUGUUAGGGGAUAAUAUCCAUCAUUUGAUGGAUUUAGCCUUUUUUAUUUAAUUUUUCUUGAGAUUUGAUUAAGCAGGACCUGAUGGAGGCAAUGUCGGAAGUGUAUGAGCCAAUGAAGGGUCUCUAACCAGAGUAUUUUUCGCACUGAUUCCAAAGUAAUAAGGUAAAAGUAGUGUAAACGACUGGAUACCCAUUAGUCUACAUAAUGGUGUUCAAAAUCAUCAGGGGAAUGCUGGCUAAAAGACUCGAGGAAGAAGCUAAUCGGUUGAUAUGCUAGAAUUAUGGUAUGUUAAUCAGUUACUGUUGAUGUCAAAUAGUUUUUCUGGUGAACUUCGAAUGUAAUCAUAAUGCAAGGUGUCGAAGUGACAAUAGAGAAGAGAUUUUGUUCAAAAUCGGACAUUGAAAGGGUAUUUGGAGGUGGGAUGUAAAACAGCUUUUCUCUGGUGCUUUAUUGAAUGAACUUCAAUAAUAGAGACUUAUUCUACCUCUGUUAUAUUUAUUUUUUUAGUGAUUGAGGAAUUGUUGCCAUUUUUUUUUGGAAGAGGCAUUGGAUAGGUAGACACCUUGUUUCCUCUCCCACUUAUACUAGUUAUUGUAUUGGUGAGUAGAAUGUUAUCGACGGUUGAAGUUUUGUGAUGAGUUGUGGUUUCUCAGGCACAUUAUACUUAAUAUCGGGAAUAUUGCACUAGAACCUUCUUACUUAAGGAGGAUCAUGUUUGUGUAACCGGGUCAUAGUUUAUUUUUUUAAAACGAGUUUUAAUGAACCCUGAGAAUGUGGAACGUGAACUUGAACAUGGAGGGAAUGGAAGGUAGAAGGCUGCUGUGCGUUUGGGUCAUUAGAUGGUGGAGUGUUUUUAUCUUUCGCCUUGAGAUGUCACCUCCUUCAACGUCCUUGCACCAAAAGAAUCUUUCGAAAGCAGAAUGUCAAAUUGGAGGGACAAGGUUUUUUUGGGAAGGAAAGCUUACUUUAUAUAAGUAUGUGUCGUCCAAAUUGCCUAUGUGUUAUCUAUCUGUAUUCAUGUUCCUCAAGGCAGUGACAAAGAGACUAGAGAAGCAGUUCAAUGAAGAAUUUUCUAGCGGGAAAGUGCAGGCAAGUGUAGAGGAUGAUGCGGCAUUAAUUGGGAACGAAUAUGUAAGGACAGAAAAUUUAGGGCUUGACAUUGCUGACAUUAGAUAUUUCUAAGGAAGUGACUAUGAACAUUGAAACUGAGGAUGAGGAACUUUAGUUGCAAGUGGGAGCACUGGAUUAGGAACAAGGUGCAUGACAUAAUGGCUAAUACUGUAAGUAAAAUAUCUGGAAUAUGGUUGGAUGUCUUGCAGCUGUGGAAGACAGUAGUGAUAUUAGAAGAGGUACCGUGUAAAGAACUUUUGGAAAGACAGAUUUUGUGAAACCUCAUCUUUUAACGAAAAAUUCUGAUUUCUAGCUUGGAAAACUCAAUGCCAUUGGAUCACGGGUGUGAAGGCCUUUGACUUAGGGACAAAACCGGUAUGUCCAAUAUGUAGAAAAAAUGUUAAUGAGGAGAUCCAACAUCGUAGGGACCAGCUUGCAGUGCAGUCACCAAUUAUCUCUAAGGCGGACAUGAGGUGUACCCAUUGGAUAGGAACAUAUAUCUCAAUUAAGAGAAACUAGAGGCGAAGUGGUAACAAAAAAGAUGAAGACUUUUGUGGAAAAAUCUCACUUUGGUGACCGGUUAUAUAUGAUAGCUUGACAUUUUCUACGGGUAAGAUUCACACCUCCUACGCUAGAUAUAUGAUGCUCCUUAUCUGACUCAAGGCGUAUGAUACAACUCAAAUGAAUGGCUUUUGGCAUUGACAGCGAAAAUCAGAUCAUAUGGUUUGGUGACUUUUCUUGCAUGGGAUUAUUUGCCCAUUUGGAUUGAGAGAAACCGUUGGUACUUCUAAAAGAACUGAGAGGAUGGUUAAUUUUCUGUGUGGUAUGGUCAAAGAGUGGGUUUUAGUUUGAUUGUUUCAAAGUAAGAAUCGAUGGGUACGAAUCUACCAUCUUGGGCGCUUAGGCUUGCUAGCAUGCCCUACCCCCUACGUCCUGCCAAAGAGAAUAACUUGUGUAAAGGGGAAUUCUCAGAGGUCAUUGAACAUGUUUACCACAUUAUUCCCCUUCCUUUGGUUAAUCGAUGGAUUUCCAUGCAUUCCAAUUCAAAAAAAAACAAGGAAUUUCUGAAGCGCCAAGAAUAUGCACAUUUUCCCUAAUUACGAGUUCUGGUUCAUGUCUGCUCGGUUCAAUGAAGCACCAGACUCCACCUUUCCUUGUGCAGCAUACUCAUGCUUUGAGAAUUACAAGGCCAGCUCAGCAUGCAGGUUGUGAGAAGAUAAACAUUCGACAUGACGAUGUGUCAGUCUAUCCAUGUUGGUCCUACUCCAUAUUGCGAUUUUAAUUACCUUCAUUGCUAGUUACACGCCCACGUUGGCUAUUUUUCCCCUGAAACUGUUUCUAAAUUUGAAAGCAUCAUCUAAUGGAGAGCAGUCACGUAUAAUUUAUUUUUUUCUCAUUCGUUUGAUCGCUAUUUCUUCCAGAUUUAAGAGACUUCCCGCCACCUUUUGAGCGUUAUUAUAUUAUUUUCUGCAAGUCAUAUCUUAGUUUUGCUCUGGACCACAUCUUAUUACAGAUCUUUCAGUUAAGACCUCCAGUGACGAUUUUCUUACCGGUAAUGAGUUCCCAGAAUGUAGAUCGACUAGUCCAACUGAGAGGGAGACGAGGGACAGAAGACCCAGUGUUGAAACAUUCCUGAAGAAUGAGGAAAGCAAUGAAGCUGCUUAUUCUGUCCUGCCCAGCAGUGGGGAGAUAGAACCUGCGACAACAGAUGAUGCUUCCCACCACCCAGUGGUGACCACUGGGCCACACCCAGCAAAAAGGCAGGCCCGCAUCUUCACUGCCCAGAGGAUCUCUUCAUCCAUCUCAGCCUCUGAGAAUAUCCGCAUACUCUGUGCUGUAUCUAUAGCUGCUUUGGUGGUUCAUUCAUGCCGCGGCCAUCUGGUCAUCUCGGACUCCAUUCACAGCAUUAUCAGCCACAAGCCCAUUUACAUGGUCCUGCUGACUGAUUUAGCCCUCGUGCUUGGCCUGCUCUACACCGGUAGAUGGAAGGGGAAAGAUGAAGCUGAUGCAGAGACAACCAGAGCCCAAGAGGGUGGCGACUGGAUGGAUCAAAUGGGCAAAGCCCUGGAGGUAUUGCUAAUUAUGCAGAAGAUGGCAAGUGCUGCGUUCGCGGAUUGCUGUCUCUGCGCAGUCAUCAUCAUCUGCGGUAUUUCCCUCUUCACGAAUGCAUAA
Spirodela intermedia is the source of this 4186-nucleotide messenger RNA. NCBI's taxonomy places the organism in Eukaryota, Viridiplantae, Streptophyta, Magnoliopsida, Alismatales, Araceae. The record is from the annotation of a GenBank genome assembly.